Molecule: messenger RNA, 767 nt
Organism: Stomoxys calcitrans (stable fly)
Lineage: Eukaryota; Metazoa; Arthropoda; Insecta; Diptera; Muscidae
Product: trypsin-1-like
Exons: 1
Coding region: 27-767 (246 amino acids)
Biological process (GO): proteolysis
Molecular function (GO): serine-type endopeptidase activity
Source: RefSeq, a predicted model, not a curated record
ACCAAAAUUCAUUUUGUAAAAAAAAAAUGCUAGUUUGCUGGAUUUUCUUGCUCCUUGUGGCCCACAUUGCCAGUGCCAGUCGAAUUAUUGGUGGGCAAUUUGCUACACCCGGACAAUUUCCAUACCAGGUGUCUUUGCAGCUAAAAGGACGUCAUCAUUGUGGUGGUUCCUUAAUAUCGGAGAAUUUUAUAGUAACGGCUGCUCAUUGCACCAUGGGUCAGAGUCCAAGUCUAAUGAGGGUUGUGGUGGGCGCCACGGAUCUUGGCACGGCAGAAGGACAAAAUGUGGGCAUAUCACAAUUUAUCAUACAUCCCCAGUAUAAUCCACAAAAUCAGGACUAUGAUAUGUCGCUUAUCAAAUUGGCCCAAGCUGUUAGCCUGGGUUCAGCUACUGUGGACAAAAUCGAAUUGGCUUCUGCGGACUCGAAUUUCGCUGCCGACACCUUGGCCACCAUUAGUGGCUAUGGAGCCAUUAAUGGCAAUUUACAAUUGCCCAAUAGAUUGAAAUUUGCCCAGGUUCAAUUGUGGAGUCGUGACUAUUGUAAUCCCCAGAAUAUACCAGGUGUCACCGAUCGCAUGAUUUGUGCUGGCCAUCCCAGUGGCCAGGUAAGCUCUUGCCAAGGAGAUAGCGGCGGACCUUUGGUGGUGGAGAAUAAGUUGUUUGGUGUAGUCUCUUGGGGUUUCGGUUGUGGUGCCGAAGGCAAACCGGCCAUGUACACCUAUGUGGGAGCAUUGCGUUCUUGGAUUAAGGAAAAUUCAGGGGUUUAA